UAAGAAGGCCACAAGAGCCAGUUCCCUGUUUGCCUGCUAUGUCAUUAUCCAGGGAGGCUGGAGGGAGUCUGAAAUUUUCCAGGCCCUGGGAGAAGCCACGUGAUCACCAGUUUACUUUGUCAGAUUGCAGCAGGACAAACCAAGCCCAACUUAAGUUUGAGCAAUGGCUAAUGAAGCCCAGCCUUGCCCAUGUGACAUUGGGCAUAAGAUGGAGUAUGGAGGUAUGGGGAGCGAAGUGCCAGUUGAGCACAUCCAGGCUUAUCUCUGCAAGCCACCAUCCAGCACAGAUAAAGCCGUGAUUGUCGUUCAAGAUAUAUUUGGCUGGCAGAUGCCAAAUACCCGAUACAUAGCAGACAUGAUUGCCGCCAAUGGAUAUACAGUCAUCUGCCCAGACUUCUUUGUAGGAAAAGAGCCUUGGCAACCAAAUGACGAUUGGUCCACUUUCCAGGACUGGCUGAAGACCCGAAAUGCCAGAAACGUUGACAAAGAAGCAGAUGCUGUAUUGAAGUAUCUGAAGAAGCACUGCAAUGCCAAGAAGAUUGGGAUUGUUGGGUUCUGCUGGGGAGGAGUUGUUGUGCAUCAUCUGAUGGUGAAAUAUCCAGACUUCAAGGCCGGGGUGUCAGUGUACGGCAUCAUCAAAGACACCGAAGAUGUGUAUGCUUUGAACAAUCCUACACUUUUCAUUUUUGGAGAAAAAGAUACUGUAAUUCCUCUUGAGCAAAUUAAUGUGCUGGAAAAGAAGCUGAAAGAACAUUGUAAAGUUGAUUAUCAAAUUAAAAUCUUCCCUGGACAAACUCAUGGAUUUGUGCAUCGGAAGAGAGAAGAUUGCAAACCUGAAGACAGGUCGUGUAUCGAAGAAUCGAGGAAGAAUCUAAUAGAUUGGCUGAACAAGUACAUCUAAUAAAUGGAAAAGAGAAAAUUUUGCAAACAAUUGUCUCCCUAUUCCUUAAGAAUUCCUUUUCUUUUCAGUAUGUAUCAAAGUCAAAUUUUCAUCUUUCAUCUCUUUGCAUAGGAAUAAAGUCAGUCCUAACAUUUGAUUUUUUUCUGGACUAAAUAAGAAAUUUAAAUAUCUAAUGAAGUUGAAUGCAAAAAAUCACUGUCUACGGCAAGGCUUACAUAUCCGCUUCCAUUUAGCUAAACGCUUUUAAGAUCCUAAAGGUGAUAAGCUAUAAAAUAAAUAACCUUCGAAAUGGAGAGCACA
This is a messenger RNA of Ornithorhynchus anatinus (platypus), 1201 nucleotides long. RefSeq names its product carboxymethylenebutenolidase homolog (gene CMBL). The record is from RefSeq and is a predicted model, not a curated record. The coding region runs from base 164 to 901 and encodes 245 amino acids. Gene Ontology annotation, molecular function: hydrolase activity. The transcript is spliced from 6 exons. NCBI's taxonomy places the organism in Eukaryota, Metazoa, Chordata, Mammalia, Monotremata, Ornithorhynchidae.